Drosophila bipectinata is the source of this 1854-nucleotide messenger RNA. Its product is annotated as kelch domain-containing protein 3. Gene Ontology annotation, molecular function: chromatin binding; protein binding. Gene Ontology annotation, cellular component: cytoplasm. NCBI's taxonomy places the organism in Eukaryota, Metazoa, Arthropoda, Insecta, Diptera, Drosophilidae. The record is from RefSeq and is a predicted model, not a curated record.
GUCGCUAGCACCAACAUCAGUUGGGCAGAAGCUAAAGCAAAUACAAUAGGCAAUAGGCAAUUGGCGACUGGCAAUUAGCUUUAACGGCUGCCGCCUUUGCACCUGCAACUUACCUGAGCCGUGGCCUUCGGGCGAUCGCACCUCUCCGAAAGCAGCAGUAGCAGAGCGAUAGCAGGAAAAAACAAGAGCAACUGAAGCAGCAGCUUUUUUUUCUUUGUUCGAAAUCUGGACGAAAUCAAUGCUGUGGACAGUGCACCUGGACGGCGGCCCUCAGCGGGUCAAUCAUGCUGCGGUGGGCGUGGGCGAUUUCAUCUAUAGUUUCGGUGGAUACUGUACGGGAUACGAUUAUCGGUACAAUGAGCCCAUUGAUGUCCACGUCCUGAAUGCCCACACGAUGCGGUGGUCUUUGGUGCCCCAACAGUGCGACGAGGAGGGGCAACCUUUAAAGUAUCCUCUAGUGCCCUUCCAGCGCUACGGUCACACGGUGGUGGCCUACAAGGAGAAGAUAUACAUCUGGGGCGGUCGCAACGAUGAGAAUCUGUGCAAUGCCCUCUACUGUUUCGAUCCCAAGACGGCCCAGUGGUCCAGACCCCCAGUCACAGGCUGCCUGCCAGGAGCACGCGACGGCCACUCGGCCUGUGUCAUUGGCAACUGCAUGUUCAUAUUCGGCGGAUUCGUUGAUGAGAUCAACGAGUUCAGCAGCGAUGUUCACUCCCUGAAUCUGGACACCAUGGAGUGGCGUUAUGUUCAAACCUUUGGAGUGCCUCCCAGUUACAGAGACUUCCAUGCCGCUGUGGCCUACGAGCAGGAGCGUAUGUACAUCUUUGGCGGUCGCGGGGACAAGCACAGUCCCUAUCACAGCCAGGAGGAGACCUACUGCCAUGAAAUCGUCUACCUCGACAUGAAGACAAAGGUCUGGCAUCGUCCGUUUACAGCGGGGAAGGUGCCCGUGGGCAGACGGAGCCAUAGUAUGUUUGUCUACAAUAAGCUUAUAUAUGUGUUUGGUGGAUACAACGGCUUGUUGGAUAAGCACUUCAACGAUCUGUACACCUUUGAUCCGCGGACCAAGCUGUGGAAUCUGGUUCGAGGCAAUGGAAAGGCGCCAACGGCGCGGAGACGACAGUGCGCCAUUGUAAUGGGCACUAAGAUGUUUCUAUUCGGAGGUACCAGUCCCCGGACUGGAGCAACCCCUAUAGCUAAUUCCUCUACAACAACCACGCCCACUCAGGACGCUGCAGCAGCAGUGGUGGCGGCGGCGGCUGUGGCGGGUGGAGCAGCUGCAUCCAGCGUGGUUUUGAUUGAUUACAGCGAUCUGCAUGUGCUCGACUUCGAGCCCACACUAAAAACGUUGGCCACCAUGGUGGUGCUGAAGUAUCAGCUGGAUAUAUCGGGGCUUCCCAGGAGCUUUCGGUCCGACCUGCAGAUGCUCACGCAGCCGAACAGUAUUAGCCGGCCAAUCAACCAGGCUGGCUAGCAUCGCGAGGUAGAGGUAUACACAACAAUCCUGCGUCAACUGCCACACAAAACCUAAAAUCUGAAUAGAAUACAAAACACAAGAGGAACUCCCAGACCCCUAGUCCGGCUGCCUCUUAAACUAAUUGCUUACCGCUUGGAGGAGCAGGCUCGAAUUAAAUAGAAAGCACACAGACGAAAGAGACAGAUAGUAGAGUAUGUUGGGGGAGAGAUGCCGCAGUAACUAUUGAAAGUUUUAGAAACUUGCUUUGAUACUUCUGUUGGCAGUUAAAGAAAAAACCACACAUUAACUGAUACUUCGAAUGAUACCUACGGAUAAUGCCAGAUAUAUAGAUUGUAAAACAUUUAUAAAUGUCCUUAAAUAAAAAUCCAUUAACUAUA